GAGCUGCCAUCUAUGAUGAUAGAAGAAGAAACCCGUCGCUGUUGCUUCUUCCAUGGAUACAAGGGACGCCGGCGUGGUCGCUAUGCUUUAAGCGGGCAGAGACCGGAAAACCCAUGAAGCGUUUUAUCAAUCGUUAAUUUACCUCACUGUUUGUGAAAUUGUUGCGGAUCGUGUGUAAGUUAGAUCCAUAGCUUAGCCAAAUGCUAGCUCACGUUGAGCCUACUGCGCAAGUUAUGCAUCGACGUAUAUGACGUCAUAGCAGGUUUAACAAUGUGGAAACGAGGGGGUCAAAGCUCGGCUCUGGACCGAGCUCAAGCACUGCUGUCCGCCAGGAGGAGCAGCGGGGGGGAAGUUGAGUCUUUCCAGGGGUCCUCAGCAAAAGCAGGUACUGUGGGUGGAUCUCUGAAAACCAAACAUUCAAGCACAAACCCUUUGUUGUCUAGUCUGAGCGACGUGUCCUCGGUCAGCUCAGCGGCUGAGCAUGGAGGGGACACCAUGCUGGGCUCUGCAACUCCUGCCGCCAACAGCCAGGCCAGAGAACGCCUUUCAACCGAGGAUCUCGGAGGAGGGAGCAGGUUCUUAAAGAAGGCUCCACCAACUGCCACCAAUAGCAGCCUGUCACCUGUCUGCAAGAGACAAACGCAGCAGGCGCCUGGACCCAGAAAUGUGCCAUCUUACCACCGGGGCUCCCAGGCUGCUGCUUUGAGUAGGUUGGCUCAGAUUGAGAGCCGCAUCCGCAGCUGCAAACAGGUUCAGGGAGAUGCCAGACAGGGGCCAAAACCUGGGGAGAAUCUAACCUCAGACAAAGAAAUCUCACCUGGGCCAGCCGCCCGGUCCCUGGAGGCCCCUGUGCAACUCUCAGCACAGUCCAGCAGUGACCAGAGCCUGAAGGGGAUACGUUUCCUCAGGAACAGGACUACAACUGUUAAUAACCCAGCAGAUAAGAUGGUGAACUCCUCGCCUCCUCCCUCGUCGUCCUUAAACACAGCACCACCGGGCUGCCCUGCCUCUCCUUCUCGCCACAGUUCUCCUUUUCAAACCCCGGGACAAGUUCCGGCCCUCUUCAGCCCCCCGGCGCUCUACCCACCCCCCUCUCUUCCCUGUGUCUCCCCAUCUCCUCCAGGGAGAGUGGACUCCCCUCACAGGGUGGGGGGUCCAGAGGGUUCCCUCUCCUCCUUCUCAGGCUGCGGGGAGGUGCUUUCUCUAGAUGAGCUCUUCUCGGUCGGGCCCGGCUCGGGAGAUCCCCAGAGUGAGAUGAGUGCCGUUACCUCUGAAGAAUUCAAGAUAAAUGUGAUGACAUUGGACGACCUUGGAUUUACUGAGAGCACGCCAGGAGAACGGAGAGAAGUCAAACACAGCGUCCCUCCUCCGGAUUCCCCCAACAGACGUCAAGAGCAGCAGCAGCAGAAGAAGAAGAAAGACGAGCAGCAGGAGCAGCAGGAGGAGCUGCAGGAGGAGCAGGAGGAGGAGCAGGAGCAGCAGGACCAGCAGGAGGAGGAGGAGCAGGAGGAGCAGGACGCGUGGCUCUACCAAAGUGACUUUGACAGUGAGAGCCGGACCGAACCGGAUUACAGCGUCAGCCAGGUUUCAGAGCACUUGCAAGGAGAUGGAGCUGGAGAGGAGUCUGACUUGGAGCAUUCCAACACGUCCCGUAGGAGGACAGAGGACGAUUCCUCGAGCACUGUCUCAGAUUACAGUCAACAUUUCAGCAAAAGUGAGGACUCAAGAUCCUGUGUGUCACAUGGCGGCCAAACAUCAUCCCGCCAGUCGAGGAGGCCUAAUUCAUCUAGAAAGGUUUCAAAAGUAACAGCAGCUCAGACUCGGCAUGAUCCUCUGGCUUCCACAUGGCCCGCUGGUGUGGCUGCUCCUGGUCCCACGGUGAGCAGGACUUACAUGGAUCCCACGCCAGCAGCUGCUUACACUCUCAGUGCAGAAAUGGUUGAGGCCCUCAGUACCUCCAACCCGGUUGUAUUUGCACUCAAUGAAAUGCUGAAACAGCAACUUGCCAUGACCAGGCGGCUCAUGGAAAGCAGGCAUCGCCUUCACUCCAGCUUGGUGCAGAGCCUGGGACCACCGAACUACAGAUACACCACGCUGGAGGACACCAAGGAGAACAUUCGCAAACAGAGACGUCCCAAAAUGAAAAUGGAGGAAGCCUUAGAAGAGGUGCUGCAGGAGAUGAGAGACUACCGUCCCGUCUGAGCUCUGGUGCUGAAUGGACUCCUGAGCAGCACCCAUGGAUUUGUUCAUGUCCUUUUUUAGGAAUAAUUAAAUAAUGCUUUCCUAACAUGGAAGAAUUGGGAUAUUUGUAUAAAGGGAUUUGAACAAAAGCUCCCUCAUUUACAAUGCUAUCAGACAACCUUCUCCACAGGAUAUGCAGCACCGGUCAAAGGUUUGGACACACUUUCUCAUUGAAUGAGUAAACGUGUACAAAACUUUCAUUGGUACUGUAUUUAAAAAAAAAAAACAGGUUGCCAAUAUUAUUAACAUCAGUUUACUUCGGCCUGUUUCUCCAAACUGGGUCUUGUUAGCUGGAUUCUACUUUAAACUUACUGACAUAAUCAUACACCAACUGACAUAAUCAUACACCAAUUCUUUAACUACAGAUGUUAGUGUUGAGGAUUGAAUAUAAUCAUGCAUGCUCACGCUAGAUGGCAAUUACAUG
Messenger RNA from Pungitius pungitius (ninespine stickleback), 2665 nucleotides. RefSeq names its product chromosome 7 C19orf44 homolog (gene c7h19orf44). The record is from RefSeq and is a predicted model, not a curated record. The coding region runs from base 271 to 2202 and encodes 643 amino acids. NCBI's taxonomy places the organism in Eukaryota, Metazoa, Chordata, Actinopteri, Perciformes, Gasterosteidae. The transcript has 10 exons.